AUGGACGGGGGGUGCCAGGUGGGAGCUGGGAUGGAGCUGGGAUUGUGCCAGGUGCGGGCAGAUCCCGGGCGGAUCCCUGCGGAUCCCGGGCGGAUCCCGGGCAGAUCCCGGGCGGAUCCUGGGCAGAUCCCGGCUGAUCCCCAUGGAUCCCGCGGAUCCCGGGCGGAUCCCGGGCGGAUCCCCGCAGAUCCCAGUGGAUCCCGGGCGGAUCCCGGGCGGAUCCCCGCAGAUCCCCGUGGAUCCCGGGUGGAUCCUGGGCAGAUCCCGGCUGAUCCCCGCGGAUGCCGCGGAUCCCGGGCAGAUCCCGGGUGGAUCCCAGGCGGAUCCCGGGCGGAUCCCGGCGGAUCUCCGCGGAUCCCGGGCGGAUCCCGGGCGGAUCCCGGGCGGAUCCCGGGCGGAUCCCGGGCGGAUCCCGGGCAGAUCCCGCGGAUCCCCGCGGAUGCCCUGGCUGCCCGCAGGCGCUGGUGCGAGCGGACGGUGCCGGUGCUGGAGCAGGAGGAGCCCCCGGCCGCGUGCCAGGCCUGGGCCGGGACGCGCUUCCGCACCUUCGACGGGCGGCACUUCGGCUUCGCCGGGAGCUGCCGGUACCGCCUGGCCGCCGCCACCGACGGCACCUGGGGCGUCACCGUCGCGCCCGGUGCCUCCCCUCUGCCACAGGAGCUGCACAUGAGCUUCGGGACGGACACGGUGGUGGCCGAGGGACGGAACGUGUCGGUGAACGGCGCGGCGGUGCCGGAGGGACGCCCCUACCUGCACAAAGGGCUCGGGGUCACCUGGCCGGGUGACUGGGUGGCCGUGGCCAGCAGCCUGGGCGUGCGGGUGGCCUGGGACGGGCACCUGGCGGUGACGGUGACGGCGGAGCCCGAACUGCGCGGUGCCACCUGGGGGCUCUGCGGCACCUACACCGACGACCCUGCGGACGACUUCGUGCUCCCCGACGGGGACAUCGCCGCCGUCGCCGCCGCCUUCGGCAACGCCUGGAAGGUGCCGGCGGCUGGCACAGAGGUACCUGAGGGGCCGGGGUGGCACCUCGUGCCCGUCUGGGGGUCCCCGGGGGUCGCCCCCGCGCUGAGGGACCCCCGCCUCAGCCCCCGUGCAGGGACGUGCCGGAGGCUGGCACCAGGUGUGGCCCGGCUGAGCUGGCACCGGCGGUGGCCACGUGACUUGGUGGCGGGGCGCCUGCUGAUCACAGCCGAGCAGGAGCCGUGUGACAGUCACGGGCCCCACGGCUGUCCCCGCAGCCUCACUGUCACCACCAACCGCACCACGGCCCGGCUCCACGGCACAGGGGAGGUGACAGUGGCCGGGCGGGAGGUGACGCUGCCCUUCUCCGGGGCCGAGCUGAGCAUCCGCCGCGCGUCCUCGACCUUCCUGCACCUGCAGCUGCCCGACGCCCACCUGCUCUGGGGCCUGGGGACCCCCGACACCUUCAUCACCCUCCAGCCCGCCAUGGCCGGCACGGACGGGCGCUGCGUGCCCCCGGCCGAGUGUCCCUGUCACCACGGCGGGCAGCUGUACCCGCCCAACGCCACCAUCGCCCGCGACUGCAACACCUGCGUGUGCCGGGGACAGCGGUGGCACUGCGGGCGCGAGGAGUGCGCGGGGACCUGCGUGGCCACGGGGGACCCCCACUAUGUCACCUUCGACGGCCGCGCCUUCACCUUCGCGGGGGACUGCGAGUACCUGCUGGCCCGCGAGGCCACCGGGCUCUUCGCUGUCACCGCCGAGAACGUCCCCUGCGGUGCCAGCGGCGUCACCUGCACCAAGUCCGUGGUGGUGGCCAUGGGCAACACCGUGGUGCACAUGCUGCGGGGGCGAGAGGUGACAGUGAACGGGGUGGCCGUGCGACCCCCCAAGGUGUUCGGGGGGUCGGGGCUGGCGCUGCAGCGCGCGGGGCUCUUCCUGCUGCUCCUGACCCACGGGCUGUGCGUGGAGCCCCCCGCCUGCCCCUGCUUUUGGGACGGCUUCGCCUUCCCGGCCGGCGCCACCGUGACCCAGGGCUGCAGCAACUGCACGUGCCUCGAGGGGCGCUGGCAGUGCCCCCCGAGCCCGUCCCCGUGUCCCGCCGCCCCCGGCUGCGCCCCGUGGGAGUUCCGGUGCCGGGCCGGGGGUCUCUGCGUGCCCGGGGCCUGGCUCUGCGACAACGAGGACGACUGCGGGGACGGCUCGGACGAGCUGUGCGACCCCCCCUGCGCCCCCCAGCAGCCGCGCUGCCCCGGCGGGCGCUGCCUGCCCUGGGGGGCGCGCUGCGACGGCGUCACCCACUGCCCCGACGGCUGGGACGAGGCGGGGUGCCCGGGCCCGGCCUGCGCGCCCCCCGACUUCUCCUGUGCCGGGGGGCGCUGCCUGCCCCCCGCGCGCGUCUGCGACGGGCGCCUCGAUUGUCCCCCCGGGGACGACUCGGACGAGGCGGGCUGCGCCCCCCGGUGCGGGCCGGGGCAGUUCAGGUGCGGGGGGGGCAGGUGUGUCCCCUACGGCCACCGCUGCGACGGCCGCGACGACUGCGGGGACGGGAGCGACGAGAGCGGCUGCGCCUGCCCCGAGGGGCACCUGCCGUGCCCCGGCGGCGGCUGCCAGCCCCCCGCCGCGCUCUGCGACGGCCGCCGCCACUGCCCCGACGGCGCCGACGAGGCCAACUGCCCCGCGCGGGCCACCUGCGCCCCCGGGACCGUGCCCUGCCCCGACGGCUCCUGCGUGCCCGAGGCCGCCGUGUGCGACGGCGCCCGCGACUGCGCGGUCACCGGCAGCUCCAUCGGCGCUGUCGCGAGCACUGUCACUGUCAGUGACACUGACGCUGUCGCCGACACCGUCCUCGACACCGCUACUGUCACCGUCCCCGUCACCGACACUGUCCCCAUCCCCGACACCAUCCCCGCCACCGACACCGUCCCCGACACCGAAAUCGUCCCCGCCACCGACACCGUCCCCGACACCGCUACUGUCACUGUCCCCGACACCGUCCCCGACACCGACACCGUCCCCGACACCGACACCGUCCCCGACACCGAAAUCGUCCCCGUCACCGCCACCGCCACCGUUACUGUCACUGUCCCCGACACCGUCUCUGACACCGACACCGUCCCCGACACCUUUACUGUCACUGUCCCCGACACCGACACCGUCCCCGACACCGUCCCCGACACCGUUACUGUCACUGUCCCCGACACCGUCCCCGUCACCGCCGACGGCCCGGCCGCGCCCUGCCCGCCCCGGUCCCUGCGCUGCCGCAGCGGCGGCUGCGUCCCGCGGGGGUGGCGCUGCGAUGGCGACAGCGACUGUCCCGACGGCAGCGACGAGGGAGGCUGCGCCCCCCCGUGCGCCCCCGGCCACCUGCCCUGCGCCCCCCCGUGCGCCCCCGGCCACCUGCCCUGCGCCCCCGCCUGCGUGCCCCCUCCCCGCCUCUGCGACGGCGUCCCCGACUGUCGCGACGGCGCCGACGAGAGCCCCCAGCUCUGCGAGCCCCCCGGCCCCGGCAGCAGCCCGCGGGGUCCCUGCGCAGAGUUCGACUGCGGGGACGGGGAGUGUGUCACCUUCCAUCAGGUGUGUGACGGGCUGCGGGACUGCGCCUCGGCGGGGGACGAGCGGGGCUGCGGCCUCUGGGGGCCCUGGGGGCCCUGGGGGUCCUGCAGCCGCCCCUGCGGGCCCGGGGGGCAGCGCCGCGCCCGGGGAUGUCACCAGCGCCAGCCCGGCCUGCUGCGGGGCUGCCGGGGGCCGCGCCAGCAGGAGAGACCCUGCUUCCACCGGGCCUGCCCCGGCGCCCUUAACUCGCCCCCCGCAGUGGACGGCGCGUGGGGCCCGUGGGGACCCUGGUCCGACUGCCCGGGGGGCUGCGGGGGGCUCCGGCUGCGCAGGAGGGGGUGCCAGCCCCCCCAGAACGGCGGCCGCGCCUGCGAGGAGCUGCGCGGGGGGAGCCCCGGAGCCCUGGAGAUGGCCCCCUGUGCCCCGGGGGGCUGCCCCAACGCCUCGGAGUGCGCGGAGGGGCUGCGCCCCCUCCCCUGCGCCCCCUGCCCCGCCUCCUGCGCCGACCUGGCGGCCGCCGUGCCCUGCCCGCGACCCCCGCCCUGCCGCCCAGGGUGCUGGUGCCCGGCGGGGCAGGUGCUGGACGCCCCCGAGGCGGGCGCGGGGCCGGCGCGGUGCGUGCGGCCGCCGCAGUGCCCGUGCGGGGCCGGGGGCCGCCGGUACCCGCCGGGCGCCCCGGUGCCGCUCGGUUGCCGCCUCUGCUCGUGCCUCGAGGGGCGGCUGCGGCACUGCCGCCCCCACGCCGGCUGCUCAGUGGACUGCGGGUGGUCGUCGUGGUCGCCGUGGGGCUCGUGCGCGGGCGGCUGCGGGACCCCCGGCGUGCAGUGGUCCUUCCGCAGCCCCUCCGACCCGGCGCGGCGCGGCGCGGGGCGGCCCUGCCGCGGCAUCUACCGCAAGGCCCGGCGGUGCCGCGCGGCGCCGUGCCGCCGCUGCCGGGAGCGCGGCCGCUGGCGCGGGGCCGGCGAGCGCUGGCGCGGGGGCCCGUGCCGGGUGUGCCAGUGCCUGCCCGGUGGCACCGUCCGCUGCGUCCCCUACUGUCCCCCGCGCCGCCCCGGCUGUCCCCGGGGCCGGGGGCUGCGGGAAGGUGACGGCGGCUCCUGCUGCGCCUGCGGCCCCGCGGGCUGCCGGUGCCGGCCCGGGCUGGUCCUGCAGGGGAGCGGCUGCAUCGAGCCCGGGUACCCCAAAACCCCACCGUACCCCAACCCCAUAACCCCGACACCUCUGAACCCCGAAUCCCACCCGUACCGUGAAACCUGCUGCACCCCAAACCCAUCGGUCUCCCACCAACCCCGCGGUCGCGGAGGGCGGCGCCCCCUGCACCGGGACCCCCCGAGAGGUCCGGGGCUGUGCCGAACUCUGCGGACCCGGUACGUGCCAGGACCCCCCGAGCCCCCGGGCCCGGAGCUGGGACCCCCGAGUGCCACCGGGACCCGCGAGCCUCGCGUCCCUCUGUCCCCAGAGCCCGGCAGCGCGGGGCCGCCCGGGGCCACCGAGGAGCCCCCGCCCCCGGGGUCCCCGCGGCCGCCGGGGGGCACGGAGACCCCCGAGCCCCCGGGGGUGCCGGUGUCACCGUGGGGCUCGGAGCUCCCGUGGGUGCCGGUGUCACCGCGGGGCUCGGAGCCCGCCCGGGGCCGGUGGUCGCCGUGGGGGCCCUGGGGCGGCUGCAGCGCUCCGUGCGGGGGGGGCGAGCGCUGGCGCCGCCGGGGCUGCGGGACCCCCCCGUGCCCGGGCCCGGCCCUGCAGAGCCAGAGCUGCCACAGCCACGCGUGCCGCGACGCCGGCUGCCCCCCGGGCCGCACCUUCCGGGAGUGCGGGGGGGACUCGGGGUGCCCCCGGAGCUGCGCCCACCUGGGGGGCGCCGUGGGGUGCGCGGGGGGGUGCCAGGAGGGGUGCCAGUGUCCCCCCGGCACCCUCCUGCACCGCCGCGCCUGCCUGCAGCGGAGCCCGGCCCUACAGCGGAACCCGGCCCCACAGCAGAACCCGGCCCUAUAUGGGAACCCGGCCCCACAGCAGAACCCGGCCCUACAGCGGAACCCGGCCCCACAGCGGAACCCGGCCCCAUAUGGGAACCUAGUCCUAUAUCGGAGCCUGGCCCCAGAGCAGAACCCGGCCCUAUAUGGGAACCCAGCCCCACAGCAGAACCUGGCCCUACAGCAGAACCCGGACCCAUAUGGGAACCCGGCCCCAUAUGGGAACCCGGCCCCACAGCGGAACCCGGCCCUAUAUCGGAACCCGGCCCCACAGCGGAACCCGGCCCCAUAUGGGAACCCGGCCCUACAGCAGAACCCGGACCCAUAUGGGAACCCGGCCCCAUAUGGGAACCCGGCCCCACAGCGGAACCCGGCCCUAUAUGGGAACCCGGCCCCACAGCGGAACCCGGCCCCAUAUGGGAGCCCGGCCCCACAGCGGAGCCCAGCCCUAUAUGGGAACCCGGCCCCAUAUGGGAACCUGGCCCUACAGUGGAACCCGGCCCCAUAUGGGAACCUAGUCCUAUAUCGGAGCCUGGCCCCAGAGCAGAACCCGGCCCCAUAUGGGAACCCGGCCCUACAGCGGAACCCGGCCCUAUAUCGGAACCCGGCCCCACAGCGGAGCCCGGCCCCAUAUGGGAGCCCGGCCCCACAGCAGAACCCGGCUCCACAGCAGAACCCGGCCCUAUAUGGGAACCCGGCCCUAUAUGGGAACCCGGCCCUACAGCAGAACCCGGACCCACAGUGGAACCCGGCCCUAUAUGGGAACCCGGCCCCAUAUGGGAACCCGGCCCUACAGCAGAACCCGGCCCCACAGCAGAACCCGGCCCUAUAUGGGAACCCGGCCCCGCAGUGGAACCCGGCCCCAUAUGGGAACCCGGCCCUACAGUGGAACCCGGCCCUAUAUGGGAACCCGGCCCCAUAUGGGAACCCGCUUUCCGGGGGUCACCGCUGUCCCCCCGCAGUUCACGGCGCGUGGUCCCCGUGGGGUCCCUGGUCGCGCUGCGACGUCUCGUGCGGGGGGGGCCGCUCCGUGCGCAGCCGCUCCUGCUCCCGGCCCCCCCCAAAAAACGGGGGCAGCCCCUGCCCCGGGCCGGGGCACGAGCUGCGGGUCUGCAACCCCCGGCCCUGCGGCCCGCGGUGCCCGCCCGGGCAGACGGUGUCCCCGUGUGCCAGCCGGUGCCCGCGGAGCUGCCGGGACCUGCAGGAGGGGGUGUCCUGCGCGGGGGGCGCGCCCUGCGAGCCCGGCUGCCGCUGCCCGCCCGGGACCCUGGAGCAGGACGGGGGCUGCGUGCCCCCCGCGCUCUGCGGGUGCCUGGACGCGCGGGGGCACCUCUGGGUGCCGGGGGGCGGCGGCCACCCCCGCGGCUGCCGGAACUGCACCUGCGCGGGGGGGCGGCUGCGCUGCGUCCCGGGGGGCUGCCCCCCCACCGGGACCCCCCCCGGGACCCCCCCCGGGACCCCGCCCUGCGCCUGGAGCCGCUGGAGCCGCUGGGGACCCUGCAGCGUCACCUGCGGGGGGGGGCGGCAGGAGCGCUACAGGACCCCCAUCCCCGCCGAGGCCGUGGGGGGAGCCUGCGGGGCCCCCCAGGAGCAGGCUCGGCGCUGCGAGGAGACGCCGUGCCCGCCCCUGUGCCCCUGGGCGGGGGGCGAGCGGGCGCUGGGCGAGCGCUGGAGCCCCGGGCCCUGCCGGCAGUGCACCUGCACCCCCGAGGGACCCGAGUGCUGGGACACCCCGUGUGCGGCCGAGCCGUGUGACUGGAGCCCCUGGGGGCCCUGGGGACCCUGCGGAGACCCCUGUGCGGGGGGGUCCCGCCUGCGCCACCGGCACCCCCUGAGCCCCGAGAGCGCCGGGCGGGCGUGCGCGGGGGUCCGCACGCAGAGCGAGAGCUGCGCGUCCAGCGCCUGCCCCGACCCCGGCUGCGGCGGCGGGGGCCGGGCCCGCAGCCCGUGCGCCGGGCGCUGCCCCCGCACCUGCGCGGACACCUGGGCGCCGGUGCUGUGUCUGCAGGGACCCUGCGAGCCAGGGUGCCGCUGCCCCCCCGGGCAGCUGCUGCAGGACGGGCGCUGCGUCCCCGUGAGCCGCUGCCGCUGCGGGACCCCCGGCGGGGACCCCGGGAGCCGCGAGGUGUCCCCGGGGACCCUGACCCGGGUCGGGUGUCACAACUGGUGGGUGACGCCGCGGAGGGGGCACGGCUGGGACACGUGGGGGACACGAUGGCACCCCCGGUGCAGCACCUGCGAGAACGGGACCCUGACGUGCCCAGCGCUGGCGUGUCCCUCGCCGGGCCCGUGGUCCCCCUGGUCCCGCUGCUCCCGCAGCUGCGGCGGCGGCACCCGGCGGCGGCAGCGGCAGUGCCGGGAGGGCCCCGGGGCGGGGCCGCCGUGCCGGGAGAGCCCCGCGGAGGAGACGGCGGCGUGUAACCCCCAGGCGUGCCCCGCGGGAUUCCCGGUGGCCCCGAGCUGCCCCCCGGGCGAGGUUUGGCUGGACCCCGGCCCCGCCUGCGAGCGCAGCUGCCAGGACCUGGCGGAGCCCCCCGGGAUUUGCGGGGGGACCCCCGCGACCCUCGGAACCUCCGCAUCCUCCGCGAGCCCCGCGACCCCCGUAACUCCGGACAGCUCCAGCCCCCCCGGGAUCCCCGCGGCCCCCACGACCCUCGGCACCCCCGCGACCCUCGGGACCCCCUCGCCGCCCCCGCGCUGCGCCUGCGCCCCGGGGCGGUACCGGAACGGCUCCGGGCAGUGCGUGAGCGCGGGGGGCUGCGGCUGCCGGCACCGCGGGGCGCCGCGAGCGGCCGGCAGCGAGUGGCAGGAGCCGUGCGGGACCUGUCGCUGCUCCGAGGGACGCGUCACCUGCGCCACCUCCUGCCCCGCACUCACCUGCCCGGAGGGCGCGGAGCCGGUGCGGGAGCCCGGGAGCUGCUGCCCCGUGUGCCGGGACGAGUGGCCAGAGGAGCCCCCCGGGCCGUGCCGGCUCCUCACGGCGCUGCGGACCAUCGCCAAGGGCGCGUGUGUGCUGCGGGGCGUGCGCGUCUCCUACUGCGCGGGGGCGUGCCGCUCCCGCACCGCCGUCAGCGCGCAGGAGCCCUACGUGCGGUCGCUGUGCGAGUGCUGCAGUUACCGGCUGGACCCCGCGCGGCCCGUGCGGGCCCUGCUGCUGCCGUGCCCCCGCGGCCGCGCCCGGCCCGCGCUGCUGCCCCGCAUCGCCGAGUGCCGCUGCGAGCGCUGCCGCGGCGGCGACUUCAGCCGGCGCUGAGGAGAGCCCCGGACAACGCCCCUCCCCCCGCGCGGCAUCGAUCCGCAUCGAUCCCAAUAAACGGAGUGAUCCAUGGAG
This is a messenger RNA of Lonchura striata (white-rumped munia), 8820 nucleotides long. NCBI's taxonomy places the organism in Eukaryota, Metazoa, Chordata, Aves, Passeriformes, Estrildidae. The record is from RefSeq and is a predicted model, not a curated record.